CGAGCAAACCACUCUGUCAUCUACUUUGUCACGUGUGUGUAUACACGUGACUCUGCACGUGAUCGUGAAGAUGACGCCGAGGACAGCAAGAAGGGAUGCAGUUUACACGUCGCAUCUCGAUCUACACAAACCAUCCGCUUCUGCGCAGUGAAGCAACAAUCAUCACCGAGCAUCAGAUAGAUCACUGAGAAGAGGCAGAUAGCGAGAUGAUUUCACGGCACUCACUCCCCGCUCUUUGCAGCACCCUGCUCCUGCUCCUGCUCGUCUUCGCGGCCCACGCCAGCGCCCUCAAAUUCGCAGUCCAUACGCGACCAGCUGGACACCCCAGCGAGCGAUGCAUUCGCAAUUUCGUGCAGAGAGAUGCAAUGGUUAUCGUCAAUGUCAAGACGAACGGACAGAAGGGUGAUGGCCAGGUUCUGAACCUGCGGAUCAUUGAUACCGUUGGAAAUGAAUACGGUCGUCCUAAGGACGUUGCCGGCGACGUACGCUACGUCUUCACCGCCCUCGCCGACGCCGCUUUCGACGUCUGCUUUGAAAACAUCCAAGUCGACGGCAAAGCCGCCGGCGGUUCGCGCGAGGUCGAUCUCGACAUUGACAUUGGCGCCGACGCGCGGGACUGGAACGCGCUAGGCCAGACCGAGAAGUUGAAGCCGAUGGAGCUCGAGCUGCGACGGAUCGAGGAGAGCAUUGACGAGGUCGUGUCGCAGAUGGAGUACCUGAAAGCGCGCGAGAUGAGAUUGAGAGAUACGAAUGAGAGCACGAACGCGCGCGUCAAGUUCUUCUCGAUCGGCACUUUGUUUUCGUUGUUGGCACUUUCGGUGUGGCAGGUUGCCUACCUGCGACAGUUCUUCAGGUCAAAGCAUCUCAUUUAAGUUUACUUCAUUUGUACUUGCUCAAAAAUAUAGCAUAUUAUUUGUAGAUUACUUCAAAUUACUCUUCUUGUGCACUACAUGCGCCAUUGAUCUCCAUGACUUUGCUGUUUCCCAUGUUUCUCGUUUGAGUCGUGGAUCUCAAAUGUGUAUAUAUAUUGCAAUAAAUGAGAGUGUUUGAAAUAUUA
Molecule: messenger RNA, 1057 nt
Organism: Myxozyma melibiosi
Lineage: Eukaryota; Fungi; Ascomycota; Lipomycetes; Lipomycetales; Lipomycetaceae
Product: endoplasmic reticulum vesicle protein
Exons: 4
Coding region: 207-872 (221 amino acids)
Biological process (GO): intracellular protein transport; endoplasmic reticulum to Golgi vesicle-mediated transport; Golgi organization
Cellular component (GO): COPII-coated ER to Golgi transport vesicle; Golgi apparatus; endoplasmic reticulum
Source: RefSeq, a predicted model, not a curated record